Prunus armeniaca (apricot) is the source of this 195-nucleotide messenger RNA. The record is from the annotation of a GenBank genome assembly. Lineage: Eukaryota; Viridiplantae; Streptophyta; Magnoliopsida; Rosales; Rosaceae.
AUGUCAACACCUUCAACUGAUGAGGUUCAGUUGGAAAUCGAUACCAAUGUUGAGAUUGAUAGAGCUUUAAUCUAUUUUAGUCAUGGAGAGGCUUAUUGGAUGGGCAAAAUUGAGAUUUCUUUAGUCUGGACGGGGCUGGAAAUGGCUGGACUGAUGAUUGUUUUGGAGCUAUUCUUCAAUACCUGUUCUGCUUGA